GUCUUCUAUCAUUUCCGCCGCUUAAUGAGCACGAACUGAUUAUAAAUAUUCUGAAGCUGGUUAUUUAGUCUAGAAUGACAAUAUUGUUCUAAUACAUUCAACAUUAAUAUCAGCAAUUGGGUCGCUCCAAAAGUACGACGUCACCACUACGGGGGUGUAUGUAGUGCAAUAGUGGGGGUAGAAGGAAGAUAGAAAACAUUAUAACCGUGUUUCAUCCCCUUCAUUUCAAGUUCCGACGCUGACGCCGCAGCAUCGACGGCGUUCCAGGAUGCUGGCAUGCUGGCUCUUAUUUACCGUCUUGUCCUUGUCGGAUGCCUUUCUGGUAACGACGGUAACUGCAAGAGACGCCUGGCAGAAGCCCGGAUGUCAUAAAGUGGGACACACUCGGAAGAUCAGCAUUCCGGAAUGUGUGGAAUUUCAUAUGACGACGAACGCCUGUCGAGGAUUUUGCGAAAGCUGGGCCGUGCCAUCAGGUCCUAAAGCUACACCAACGCAACCUGUUACGUCUAUCGGACAAUGUUGCAACAUAAUGGAAACCGAACCUGUUGAAGCUCGGGUUUUAUGCGUGGAUGGUGUGCGAACGCUAACUUUUAAAUCCGCCGUUAGCUGCUCUUGUUAUCAUUGUAAGAAGGAUUAAAUGGAUUUGGAUGGGAUAUUGAUGGAUAUAGUAUUUUAGGUUAUUCUGUAAAUGUCUAUGUACAUUUAAUAUAGGGUAUUGUUGUAAAUAUUAUACUGACUGACUGAACUGUAAACUAUACUUCAUUAAAUGUUACUUUCUAUAGGAAGAUUUUUUUGAUUAGUGGUUUAGUUGCGUUUGUUGAGUUGCGUAGCAAGACUUUGUUGAUUGUUUUUUGUUUGGAGUUAAUAAAGUGCUUCACUACUAUAUA
This is a messenger RNA of Zophobas morio, 887 nucleotides long. RefSeq names its product thyrostimulin alpha-2 subunit (gene Gpa2). Gene Ontology annotation, biological process: cell surface receptor signaling pathway. The coding region runs from base 269 to 637 and encodes 122 amino acids. NCBI's taxonomy places the organism in Eukaryota, Metazoa, Arthropoda, Insecta, Coleoptera, Tenebrionidae. The transcript has 5 exons. Gene Ontology annotation, molecular function: hormone receptor binding. The record is from RefSeq and is a predicted model, not a curated record.